UUAACAUAACGCAUUUAUAAAAAUGUGAAGAUAUUCAUCUAAAAUUUAGUGGGUUUUUAACAUGAAUAUAUUUAUAAAAAAGAAUUGGUCACAAAUUGAACUUCUGAUCGAAGUGGAUGCACCCAAGUUUUAAAAAAAUCACUUCCACCAAAUGUCCUUCCUGUGUGCCGGGCGGAGGUCUCUCUCCUCUGACCUGGAGGUGAAUCGCUGCUUGUCUCAUUAUCAGCGGGUAAAUAUCCUCUCUCUGACGUCAGCGCUGCUCACAUAUAAAAUCAAAUCCUUCAUCUCUGAGACACCUCCGUGUUCAGAGGACCGUCUGAGGCGUCCUGCGUUUCCCAGUGUCCGAGUCGAUCAGCGGCAUCAUGGUGAGUCGAAGGAUUCUGCUCCUCAGCGCCUCCUGCUGGCUGCUCGUUGCGUUCGGAAACAGCGAAGAGCGAUCGCCUGAAGACGUCAUCAUUACACAAGAGGAGCGAAAACUGAUUGAAGCUCUACAGGAAGUCUUGGAGCGAUUAAAGAACAAACAGCUGCCGUCGUCAGAGAGGAAGCUCGGCUGGCUUCCUGCAUGUGAUGCAGGGGAGCAGUGUGCGGUGCGUAAAGGCGCGAGGAUCGGGAAGUUGUGUGGAUGUCCCGGAGGAACCGUCUGUGACUACAUCGUCCUCAAGUGUCUGUAGCAACUUCCUGUCAUUCUGAACUACAAAAUAAAGGCGGCUUUUUCAAAACUCCA
Gymnodraco acuticeps is the source of this 724-nucleotide messenger RNA. Its product is annotated as cocaine- and amphetamine-regulated transcript protein-like. NCBI's taxonomy places the organism in Eukaryota, Metazoa, Chordata, Actinopteri, Perciformes, Bathydraconidae. Gene Ontology annotation, molecular function: neuropeptide hormone activity. The record is from RefSeq and is a predicted model, not a curated record. Gene Ontology annotation, biological process: negative regulation of appetite; positive regulation of MAPK cascade; G protein-coupled receptor signaling pathway. The transcript is spliced from 3 exons. Bases 363 to 671 code for a protein of 102 amino acids.